Molecule: messenger RNA, 2700 nt
Organism: Anguilla rostrata (American eel)
Lineage: Eukaryota; Metazoa; Chordata; Actinopteri; Anguilliformes; Anguillidae
Gene: ngly1
Product: N-glycanase 1
Exons: 12
Coding region: 150-2072 (640 amino acids)
Biological process (GO): protein deglycosylation; protein quality control for misfolded or incompletely synthesized proteins; glycoprotein catabolic process
Cellular component (GO): cytoplasm; nucleus; cytosol
Molecular function (GO): peptide-N4-(N-acetyl-beta-glucosaminyl)asparagine amidase activity
Source: RefSeq, a predicted model, not a curated record
GUAGGGUAUAGUUUAGUCCAACCGUGUGUGCCACUGUAUUUCAUUGUGAAUUGGUGGAGUCCGAAAUCUACGAUAAAUAAUAUUUCGCGACGGGGAAGAGUGUAUCCUGGAAGCAGACUUGGUCAAAACGAAGGAGGAAAAGGCGAGAGAUGGAGGGUUCAAAAGGAGUCAGUGCAUUAUGCGAAAAUCCAAACGAUGUUUUCUUGGAUGUCUCUAAACUAUUGCUGACGUAUGCGGACAAUAUUCUGAGGAACCCAGAUGAAGACAAGUACAGAUCGAUCCGGAUCGGCAACCCCACGUUUUCCACGAAGCUGCUUCCGGUCCCAGGAGCGGUCGAGUGCUUGUUUGAGAUGGGCUUUGAAGAGGCAGAGACGCACCUGGUGUUCCCGCAGUCCGCCUCCGUGGACCAACUUCGUCGCAUCCGUGAGACCAUCGCGGCAGAGAGGGACCAGCGGCUGGGGGCGGGGCAAACCCCCAUCUGUCCUCAGAGCUCCCCCCACAGCAGUGUUCCUCCCCUGCCACCAAACAGCCCCGCCCCUGCUCUGGCUCCACCCACCGCCCCUCCAACGCCUCAGCCCUGCGCACUGCCUAUCCCACCGGAGAACAGUGUGGGCUUCUUCAGGACGCUGCAGUCUAAUUUCCAGCAUGUGCUGGUGUAUGAGACCCCUGCCCUUCAGCGGAAGGCUCUGGAGCGCAUCCCCCUCCCCCGCCUCAGCACUGCCGCCCAGAGGAGGCUGCAGCAGGCCCAGGAGGCCGACCCAGAGUGUGGCCUGUCGGAGCAGGACAUGCUCCUGCUGGAGCUCCUGGCCUGGUUUAAGGGGGAGUUCUUCUCCUGGGUGGACUGCCUGCCCUGUGCCCACUGUGGGGGACGCACACAGUCCGCUGGCCCCCUGCCCCCCUCUGCUGACGAUCUGCGCUGGGAUGCCAACCGUGUAGAGAACCACCGCUGCCCCGCCUGCCAGAACAGCACCCGCUUCCCCAGGUAUAAUAACCCUGAGAAGCUUCUGGAAACCAGAAGGGGGCGCUGUGGGGAGUGGGCCAACUGCUUUACCCUGUGCUGCAGAGCAGUGGGGCUGGACGCACGCUACAUCUGGGACAGCACAGAUCACGUGUGGACGGAGGUGUACUCCGAGUCCCAGCGGCGCUGGCUGCACUGUGACCCCUGUGAGAACACCUGCGAUAAGCCGCUCCUGUACGAGGUGGGCUGGGGAAAGAAGCUGUCCUACAUCCUGGCCUUUUCCAGAGAGCAGGUGGUGGACGUCACCUGGAGGUACUCCUGCAAGCACGAGGAGGUGCUCACCCGCCGAACACAGGUGCAGGAAGCCUGGCUGCGAGAGACCAUCAGCAGCCUGAACUCCGCGAGGCAGCAGUCUCUCCCUGCAGAGAGGAAGAAGGAGCUGCUGGAGCGGCUGCUGGUGGAGCUGGUGGAGUUCAUCUCGCCCAAGAAGCCCAAGGCGGGGGAGCUGGGGGGGCGCGUCUCAGGCUCGCUGGCCUGGAGGGCCGCCAGGGGGGAGACCCGCCCCGUCGCGAAACCGGAGGAGUUUGUGUUCGUUCCCACGGAGACUGAGAAGAGUGAGCUGCGGUUCCACCUGCAGUAUAGCGCUAGUGGCGACCGCUACGUGCGCGUGUCCGGCACCCCGGCGGAGAUGGCGGGCUGGGAGAGCGGGGCGUGGUGCCGGGAGGCCGUGUUCCGCAAAGAGGAGCUCGACUGGAAAAUGGUGUACAUCGCCCGCACUGAGGGCUCUUCCUCCGGGAAGAUCAGCUGGAGGUUCGACUGCAGCCCUGUGGGUCUGAAGAUGGGGACGGUGAAGGUCAGAACGACCAGCCAGACCUUCCACUCGGGGAGCGUCUGCUGGAGGAUGCGUUCAGGCCAGGAUACCAUAGAGUUCCCAGGAGAUGGCGAGAUGCACUCGGCGCCGAGCUUCUCCGGACGCACAGAGCUGGAGGUGGAGGCGGAGCUUGCAGGCGGGGAGGGGGCGUGUUCAUGGCAGCAUGCUCAGCUGUUCAGGCAGAGCCUGGAGGAGCCGAAGGAGCCCUCACUGGAGAUCCUCAUUGAGCUGGAGGAGGCCUGAGAGCGGUGGGGACACCAGUGCCCCCACGUGCUCAUCGGCAGUACUGCGUGUGUUACUGUAUCAUGACCAAAUUUAUCAGGUUAUUAUCUUUUUUCCUGAAUGGAAAGACUGGUGAGUUUGGAGGGGGGCACGGGUGAGUGUGGGUGUUGGGGGCGUGGCAGCGGGGGCAUACAUGUGAGGGGUUCUUUGAUUCCAGAUCCUGGUUCCAUCCAUGCACUUUAAUGUCCUUCUUGCACCAAAAUGUCCACCCGACCCCUUUUAAAUUUUGAAAUGUUUUACAGAAAAAUAAUAUCCCCCCUUCCCUGGUGCUCCCACCCUGAUACCUGGUUGAAUGACCCUUGUACUACAACUUGUCAGUCCCCCAGAAACUUGCCUUUACCGUCCAAAAUGAGCCUGAGUCGCGCGUUAUUUUGAUGUUUUCCGCUCCCCUGUUCUGGGGUCCCCUGCCCUGGGCUCCCCUGUUCUGGGCUCCUCCGCCCUGGGGUCCCCUGCCCUGGGCUCCCCUGCCCUGGGACUCCAGGCUCCUGGUUAGCUGUUUUUGGCUGUCACUCAGAACUUUAUUAAUGUUGCGGCCCCCCAACCCCGUGGCUGAUUAGGGUCAGCUUGCCACGUCCAGGUUCUUGGGUCU